This is a messenger RNA of Pimephales promelas (fathead minnow), 2382 nucleotides long. RefSeq names its product solute carrier family 66 member 2 (gene slc66a2). Gene Ontology annotation, biological process: phospholipid translocation; retrograde transport, endosome to Golgi. Lineage: Eukaryota; Metazoa; Chordata; Actinopteri; Cypriniformes; Leuciscidae. The record is from RefSeq and is a predicted model, not a curated record. Gene Ontology annotation, cellular component: trans-Golgi network; endosome.
AACACGGAAGUUCUGUUUUCAACAUUAGCCAGAUGUAGCAGAGAGGAUCACAGCGGCAUUAAAAUGAUUUACAGCCCUCCAUUCAUCUUUACACAGAUCACAAGACAGAAGAUACACACCAUCUAAUGUGGACUCACCGUUUCCAGCGAUUUAGCAAGUAUUUCUUUCCUGGAAAAAGGGAAGCACUUGAAUGAAUUAGUUCUAAUGAGUCAGAGGAUGUUGACUGGGACAAUUAAAGUACAUUUAGCUACUGUAAAAUUGCAUUUUAAUAUGUGAACAACAUGGACAAAGUAGUAAUUAUUUCUGUUUCAUUAAAUUAGUGAGCUUGUAGUUGCAUUCAGUUGAUUUAACUAUAAAGGACAGAUAGAUAGAUCCCUCAAAAAUGGAUGAAGUGCUUAUGGAUCAGAUCAUGUAUGUUGUUCAUCAAACGGUGUCUUGGAUCGCAUCUGCUGCCAUCAUAUUUGGAGGAGUUGUGCCAUACAUCCCUCAGUACAGGGAUAUCCGCAGGACUCAGAAUGCUGAAGGAUUCUCCACAUAUGUUUGCCUGGUGCUGCUGGUUGCCAACAUAUUAAGAAUACUGUUUAGGUUUGGACGUUACUUUGAGACUCCGCUGCUUUGGCAGAGUAUAAUCAUGAUCAUCACAAUGUUAAUCAUGCUGAACCUGUGCACCAACGUCCGCAUGGUCACUGAACUCAACACCAAACGCCGCUCGUUCACAGCAACAGACAGUAAGGACGAAGAUAUCAAAGUUCCUAAGAGGCUGUUUCUGGACUUUGACUGGAGCCACUUCUGGUUUUGGAGUCAUUUUGUGGAUUACCUGCAGUGUGUGCUGGCGUUCACCGUGCUGGCCACCUACGUAACGUACCUGCUUCUGGAAUCGGUUCUGUUCGUAGAGACCCUGGGUUUCCUUGCUGUGUUCACAGAGGCCAUGCUGGGAACACCACAGCUUUAUUGCAACUACCAGAACAAAUCUACUGAAGGAAUGAGCAUUAAGAUGGUGUUGAUGUGGACCAGUGGAGACACUUUCAAGACAGGCUACUUCCUGUUGACUCAGGCUCCCAUGCAGUUCUGGAUCUGCGGCCUCCUUCAGGUGUGCGUGGACGUCGCUAUUCUUUUCCAAGUGUACUAUUACAGCCUCUACCCACAGAAACCCUCACACACCACACACACCACCAGCGCCAAGGCCCUAUGAAGUCCUGCAUGUGCUCAAAUCUAUAUUACAAUGUAUAUGCAUACAUACAAGAUCUUUGUACAGGCUCCCCUAAAAGUAUUUGGGUACUUAAGUCACACUUAAAUAUGUUUGAAUGUCCUUGCAUUAGAAUAUUAAAACAUCAAACUAUGAUGCUAAAGCUUUUCUCACAAUUUAUCUUCUCAUAAAAUCAAUAGCACCUUUUUUAAAAAAAAUAUAUAUUUUAUGCAAUGAAAUGACAUUCAUACAGUUAGUGUUGCUUAAGUGUUCUGAUUAUUUUUGGUGCUACUGUAAAACUAUUAGUAGAACCAACCUUUACAUGCAAUAUCAUAAAGACAUGCAGUUGUAUUUACACACCAGCCCAUGCUGAUGAAAACUUUUGCCUUACAGACUUUCGGAAUAACCAGAAAUGCAUCUGACGUUAGAUGGAUGAAUGUACAAAGCUUUUGUUAUAAGAGAUUGAUACAGUUAGUGUAGUUUUAUUUGGAUAAGGUUUUACCUCAGUAUGCAGUGAAGGCCAAAUGAAGAUCACAGGAAGUCUCUAUUUGAACCAAAAAAAACCCCACUUAAUAGUAGGUGACAGUCCUCAUUCAAUUCACAAAUCUACAAGACUUGAUGAAAUGUAUCCCCCCAAAUGUUAUUUUUAGAGUCAAAGAUCAUUUGCGUGCAAUCAUUUUAGUUACCAUGACAAAUUAGGAAAAUACCAGAUUCAUAUCCUGACCUUUGAUCCUCUAAAGACUUUAACAAUGUAUUUGUGGCAUUUUGGGGGUUAAUUUUAAUUAAAAAAUUUUUUGUGUGUUUCUUCAAGUCAGUCAUUUUCCAGUAAUUUUUUUUUCUUAUUAUUAUGUUUUGCUAAUGCUUAAAAAAGCUUUUUUCCCCAGUUUUGUCUGACUUGAAAAUUACAAAAAUACUUGUAGGCAAAUACUUUUUUAAGAACAUUAUUAUUUUGCAGAUUAGUACUGGUUCAGUAGUUAUAUUCCAGAAUGUCACACGCUUUUGUUAUAAGUGAGAUGCUGCUUAUAAAUGUUAUAUAGUUAAACGGGUUUCAUUGUUUAAUAGGGAAUAGUACACAAUUCAUGGCCUUUUGGCGUGAUGUUUCCACUCUUGCUUUGUCCAAAUGUCAUGACAUUAUUUUUUGUCCAGAUUCAUUAAUCACACAAAAAAACCAUGAAAAAAAUAUCUAUGAUAAACUU